GUUCGAAAAACACAAUAACAGUGCUUCCACUUUCGAAAACAUGACCCUCACUGAGGAUGCACUAGUGGGCCGGUGGAUACAAGAUUAUGCUGUGUAUAUAAUAAUGUUCGUAUAAUAUAAUAUGUUCGACGUCACAAAGCAUCCUAAAUACCUUGCGAUUUUCGAGGGCAUUUUUGUUCCAAAUUGUUACGAUAAUAAAGUAUUUUAAUUAAAAAAUAUUGUAAGCCAGAGCUUCAGCUGAAUAGAGGAUAAUUAUAAGUUGAUAUUUUCUUUGACCAAUCGUAACGCACUAUUCUAAACCAAUCACGUUUCAGACAAUGCAGACAAUCCGACCAAUAAGCGAUUCAAACCAAUAGUGAUUACUGCAAACCUAUUUACAAACACUGGGGUUAUAUACACAGAUAAGUGAUUAUAUACAACACGUGUUGACUCUUGACAGUUGAAAGUUGAAACAUUGUUAUUUAUAUCGGCAUCACAAAAUUUUUGAAAUUCCGAUAAUGGAUAAGGUCCCAUCCAUCGCUUAUUCGUGCGAAGAAGUAUCGGAAUGGCUUAAACUCAAUGGAUUUGAAACGUUUAGUGAUAAAUUUAUCGAAGAGGAUGUUGACGGUGAAGCGCUCGCUCUUUUAUCUGAGAAUGCACUCGAGUCUCUUGUCGACAAAGUUGGGCCAAGAAUGAAGCUUUUAGGCGUUAUUAAGAAGAUGGUUAGGAGUGAUUCUGAGUCUGUUGAAAGCGGCAACAGUGGUAGCUUGUCACGUUUGCCUUGGGAUUUAGAAUGCCCAAAUAACUCUAAAGAUCAAGAUUCGCCUCGUUGUUCUUCGCCAAUACCAAGGAAUGAUUGCUCCACUGUAAGAAAAACCUGGGUUACACCAUUUUGCCUACCUGAACGAUUUCCCCCAGCUGUACAAGAAGCCUUGUCAAAGAAUAUAGCCUUACCAAAGUUGAUUCGUGUGAAAUUUAUCCAGGCGAUUUAUGACAAGAUAUGCCUUUUUACAAUUUCACCAACACCUGACCAACGCCGUGAUGUAUGUAGGGCAAUUAUAUCAAAAUAUCCUUCCUUGGCAGAUGUUGGUGGCAGCUAUGAAACCUGGUAUCGUCAGUUAGGCGAUAAAGUUAAAAAUGAAUUAAGGCAUGAAAGGAGUGAUCCAGUUGUGCUAGCAAGAAAAAGAAAGUCAAUUGAAGGCUCGGAUUUGACAGCUAAGGUGCCAGGAAGCAGCCGAAGGGGAAUAAUAAAUUGGGAACCUCCUGCUGUUGAUGGUGAGGACCUACAUUCUAACAAAGCCCAUGUUCAAUGGAUGCAGAAGGAGUACCGAAAAAAGCACCCAAACAUGGAAGUCGUUAAGCAGAAAAUGCAACUGACUUUCUCCUUCAGAAGAAAGUACAUAAAUGCUGGGAAGUGUUCCCUUAAUGAAAUUGAUGCGAAAUACCCUUUUUUAUUUGAACAUGAUCAGUUACAAGAUGAGUAUGAAAGAUUGGUGUCUGGCAGUAGUGUUAAAGAUUUGGUUGUUACAAACUUACGUGAGCUUGCACCUAAGAUUUUGAAAGCUGCCAGCAAGAAGAAACUCCCUCAACUUGAAGAACUGGUUCAAGCUUGCGUACAAAAUGAGGAUGAACUGGAUGAGGAGAACAGAUUGACAGAUGAUGAGAAAGUUGUUGUGGCACUUUGUACCUUGCCACACCUUUUGGAAAGGAAAACAAAAAGUAAUCCACAUCCAGAAAAUUUCCUUUAUCAGACAGCAGAAAACCCAGAGGUAUUGUUGAAGAAAGCUGCCAGCCCCAUCAGCCCAUUCAUCAUCUUCGUGGAGGACAGUGAUGGUCACAUAAUGAACAAAAUGUUUGUUGCAGGGGAAAAACAAGUUUGUUUGGAAACAGAUAACAUUUUUUCAGCAGUAUCGUCCCUUUUGUUUUUGUAUUAUGUUUGUAAUUUAGAGUACCCGAAACAGUGUUUUAACACGUUCCUUUUUUUACAACGUACUGUUCUAAAUAUUUUUGACCGGGUAAGAGUGCCAACCAAAGUUUUAUUAUUCUUAAAUGAACUGGAACAGUGAACAUGAAGUAUUAGGCAUAAGUCCAUGUUAUAUAGCUGGUUUGUAAAUUUGUUAUGUACAAUAUAAUAUAAUGUAAUAUAUUCUGUCAUAUAGAAAUAAAUAUGUUUUUACCUUACCACUGCACUAGAAUUAAUUCAUUUCGUGGCACCGGGCCAUUGUUUAGAAGAGCAUUUUUAUUCUUUUGGUGUACUUAUACACCAGAUCGGUGUCUAUAUUACUGAAAGCAUAUUUACACUAAAUAGGCGUAGAAAACCCUUUGGAAGGGUAAGUUUACCCUCGCGGUGUAUUUAUACACCAGAUCGGUGUCCAUAUUACUGCAAGCACGUAUACACUAAAUGGGCGUAGAAAAACCUUUGGAGGGGUAAGUUUACCCUCGCGGUGUAUUUAUACACUAGGUCGGUGUCCAUAUUGCUGCAAGCACGUUUACACUAAAUAGGCGUAGAAAAACCUUGGGAGGGGUAAGUUUACUCUCGCGGUGUAUUUAUACACGAAGUUGGUGUUCAUAUUGCUGCAAGCGUUUUUACGCGAAAUAGGUGUAGGAAAACCUAUAGAGGUGUUAGUUUACGCUAAUGGUGUAUAUUUACGUCGCCAUAGUGUACCCAUAGCUGCAUAAAUUCUACCCAUGAAUAGUGUAAAUUAACCCAAAAUAUAGCGUAAAUAAACACCAUAUUAGUGUUCAUAUUGCUGCAAGAUUUUACACCGAUUUCGGUGUUGUGCCAACACUCCGAGAUUUACAGU
This is a messenger RNA of Dendronephthya gigantea, 2783 nucleotides long. RefSeq lists its product as uncharacterized. Gene Ontology annotation, molecular function: protein binding. NCBI's taxonomy places the organism in Eukaryota, Metazoa, Cnidaria, Anthozoa, Malacalcyonacea, Nephtheidae. The coding region runs from base 498 to 2045 and encodes 515 amino acids. The transcript is spliced from 8 exons. The record is from RefSeq and is a predicted model, not a curated record.